Messenger RNA from Penicillium verhagenii, 2055 nucleotides. RefSeq names its product Zn(II)2Cys6 transcription factor. Gene Ontology annotation, biological process: DNA-templated transcription; positive regulation of transcription from RNA polymerase II promoter by galactose. The record is from RefSeq and is a predicted model, not a curated record. Gene Ontology annotation, molecular function: RNA polymerase II cis-regulatory region sequence-specific DNA binding; zinc ion binding; DNA-binding transcription factor activity, RNA polymerase II-specific. The transcript has 3 exons. NCBI's taxonomy places the organism in Eukaryota, Fungi, Ascomycota, Eurotiomycetes, Eurotiales, Aspergillaceae. Gene Ontology annotation, cellular component: nucleus. The coding region runs from base 1 to 2055 and encodes 684 amino acids.
AUGUCAAAGAACUUGAGAAAAUCAUUGAGUUCAUCAGCACCGCGAGCAUGUAUCAACUGCCAAAAGAGAAAAACUCGAUGUUUCCGAGCAGGAUCCGAAACCGAUCCUUGUUCCUACUGUGCUAGGAAAGGAAAGACAUGCAGCUUCGAGAGUCCGCCAGAUCGGACUCCGUUGACCAGAAGAAACCUAGAUGCAUCUGAAAGUCGGUGCGCUCAGCUCCGAUCACUGUUGCGCUCACUAAAACCGGAUUUUGACAUCGAAGCUGCUUUGGAAAAGCUAAGCCCCGAGGAAGAAGUUACACGCUCGCCCACUUUGAGUGACAACAUAGAAAUCGCUCACGAUAGCUACGAGUGGCACGAAGGGUCCUUGUCUCCAGAAGACGCGUUUCCAGAUCAAGAUAACGCCAUUACCAGAGAUGGGAUGGCCACCCUUUCGACAAACGAUUCGGGCUAUUUGGGCAGUAGCUCAGGGUCACGAAUCUUGGAAGAGAUAGACCCCACAAUCGUAAAUGUGGCAAGGCAAAGAGGACGACGCAAGUCUCAUCGAAGACUUUACCGAUCAGGACUUCCACCGCUGGAUCUACCUAGUUUGACUGUCUCACAAACUACGAGCCACCUGAUCGAUGCUUAUUUCUUACUCUAUAACAGCCACUUUCCCGUUUUGCACGAGAAGACCUUCCGCGAUAGGGUUGCAGCAAACCAGCAACAAGCAUCACAUUUCUCUCCGUGGAAAGUCACAUACUACAUGGUUCUUGCCAUUGGUCACUGGGCUUCGAGCAAAGAGUCAGACCAUCUAGAAUCGAACUAUUACUCGGCUGCAAGAUCCAGUCUCUCAUUGCAGAUGCUUGAAUCCGGAACCGUGGAAACGGUGCAAGCAUUCUUGCUCAUGGGCAAUUAUCUUCAAAAGAGGGAUCGGACAAAUACAGGCUACAAUUUCAUUGGUCUUGCGUAUAGAAUGGCCAUCGGACUUGGAUUGCAUCGAGAGCCUACCGGGACUGAAGAUACUAUUGGGCAUGAAAGGCGACGGCAGCUUUUCUGGACCAUAUAUUGUUUUGAGAGCGGGUUCAACAUUACAACUGGUCGUCCACCUACAAUUGUGGAUGGCUUCAUAGACAUUCGACUUCCGCGGAACGUUGACGACAAGGUCCCGACAAAUGUUGACUAUCCAACAACAUAUUCCGCAAUAAUUGCCCAUGCUCAGCUAGCCAAACUCGGCGAUGCCAUAUAUCAUGAAUUCCUUCUAGCAAAAACUGCUGGGUCUCGAAUCGAAUAUAGACUGGCUGAAUCUAUGGAACGGGAUCUCUUACGCUGGUGCAAGAGUUUACCGAGCUAUUUCACCGCGACCGACGUUCCCUCUUGGUUUCGGGGCCCAAGGGCAGUGGUUCUCUGGAAGAAACAAAACCUCCGAAUCUUACUCUGGCGUGGUAGUCAAACACACCACAGCUUCCUUUCAAUAAAGGUGAAUGCAGAUGAAAAGUGCCUGAAUAUUGCCAUGGAUAGUAUCCACGACAUUGCUACCUUUUGCACCAUGUAUGAAAGCGACAUGCACCAAAGCCUCACUUGGUACGCGACAUAUUUCCUACUGCAGGCCACGUUAGUCCUUGUGGCUGGAUACCUUGACAACAAUUCCCACACUCAGCCGGAGCCUUCGGAGCUGCAUCACUCAGUCUUUCAAUCUCGAAAUUGUCUCAGAAUGCUAGCUGCUGAUAACAAGUCUGCGGCUCGCUAUUUGGAAAUGCUUGAUGUUAUUUGCAGCCAAGUCCCAUCUCCAGCUCCAGAUUUGGAGUUAGAUCAAUAUGCCUACGGUCUUUCCGAUAUGCCGGUCGGUGGCGGGUUCGGUGCCCCAGUGGGCGAUAUUCCUGGUAAUGCGUCGAACUUUGCUGGUCUACCGAGUGAGAACGAUUUUAUGAUCCCCGAUGAAAAUCUGUUCGCGUUGAAUGAUGAUAGCACCGCUGAUCCAAACCUGCGCAUGCUUAUCAAUCAAGUUUCUCAAGAUUUUACUGGAAGCAUGCCUCUGGAUCUGCUUUUUAACGACUGGAUGAACAGCUCCGCAUAA